Molecule: messenger RNA, 4877 nt
Organism: Oncorhynchus kisutch (coho salmon)
Lineage: Eukaryota; Metazoa; Chordata; Actinopteri; Salmoniformes; Salmonidae
Product: protein lin-28 homolog B-like
Exons: 4
Coding region: 297-980 (227 amino acids)
Biological process (GO): pre-miRNA processing
Cellular component (GO): cytoplasm; nucleus
Molecular function (GO): zinc ion binding; mRNA binding
Source: RefSeq, a predicted model, not a curated record
GAAAUUAGCAGCAAGAAAGCAUGUCAUUGACAAAGUCACGUGUCUAGAGGCACAGCCAGCAAGCGAGCGGAUGAGAAAAGGAACGAGCGAGUGCAAGCGCUCGAAGUGGAUUGAGUGUGGAAGGGAUUGAAGGAGAGACAUGACAAAAUAUCAAGAGGGAAAGCACGCACUACCAUGCGAGCUAAAUUUGCGCCCGCUGGAAUAGAGGAUGUCGGAUUAAUGGUGACUAUUAUAACCCGUUUUCGCAGAGGAGGCUUUUCGAUUGGGACUUUGGAAGAGAGGGUCCACGGGGAAACAUGGCCGAAGGAGGGGCGGUUAAAGGUGGCGCAGAAUACACCGCCAAAUCGGCGGAGCAGGAAGAGCGGAUUCUGCCCCAGCCUCUGUCGGGAGCAGGCCACUGCAAGUGGUUCAAUGUUCGAAUGGGGUUCGGAUUUAUAUCAAUGACCAGCAGCGAGGGGAGCCCCCUAGACCUCCCUCUGGACGUAUUUGUCCACCAAAGUAAGCUGGUGAUGGAUGGCUUCCGCAGCCUGAAAGAGGGCGAGCAGGUGGAGUUCACCUUUAAGAAGUCCUCCAAGGGCCUGGAGUCCCUGCGGGUGACGGGGCCGGACGGGGGACCAUGCGCAGGCAGCGAGAGGAGACCCAAAGGGAAGGCCACGACCCAGAAGAACCGCAAACAAAAGGGUGACCGCUGUUAUAACUGUGGAGGUCUGGACCAUCACGCCAAGGAGUGUGGCCUGCCCCCCCAGCCAAAGAAAUGCCACUACUGCCAGAGCAUCAUGCACAUGGUGGCCCAGUGUCCCCACAAGGCGCUGGCGCCCCCCACUGGCUCUCAGGACCCCCUGCACCCCUCUACCUCGACCGACCUGUACCCCCCCGACGAGGAGGAGCGCUCGGGUUCAUCCCCCCUCGAUGGCCCCUCGUCCUCCCCGGAAGCGCCACCCCAGUCACACUGUGGUGGCCCCCAGAGGUGGAGGAAAUAGCCGGGGAGAAGGGGAGAGGUGUACCAUGACCCUGACUCCCCUAACCUAAGGAACCCCCAAAAUUCCAUCCCUAAUCUACCUCACACUUGUGAAAAAAAUGGGAGGUAUAUUUUUGGGGGGACCAGCAAAGUUAUGGCAACGAUCACCGGGAUACGGAUUUGUGUGAAUGUGUGUGACUGGCUGACUGGUUGUCAUCUGGUUGCAGCUAUGGCAACCAUCGCUGGGGAUACAGACUCAUGUGAAUGACUGUGUGUGACUUCUCAAUCAGUGCAGCUCAAGAGACAAAAUGGUCAAAAGGAGAAACAAGGGUUAGGGUUAAGUGUUAGGGGUGUCAUCCGUAACACGUUGUGUGGUAGUUUCUGAAUAGAACUCGGUUUCCUUUUAGAUUUUAGUUCAUGUGUUUCAUAUUAUAUUAUUAUUCUAAACAUCAUGAUGCCUCUUUUUUAGCAUUAAGACUUUUAAAAAAGGCCUUGAUGUAGGCCAGUGUUUCCUAAUCGAGCAUAUUUUAGUUUUGCCCUAGCAGUAACACACUUGAUUUAACUUAUCGCCAAGCCUUUGAUUAUUUACAAUCCGGUGUGUUAGUGAUACAUCAAAAACUAAAAUGUGUACCCCGUUGGCUCCCCGGGGCCAGGAUUGCAAAACACUGAUUGGUCCUCUAUAAAAACAAUAGAACCGCAAAAAAUCUGAAUCCAAAUGAUGCUUCAGUGUGACCUAUUGAUCAGUGUUGGCGAGAGCACCAUGGAUACCAGGGUGAAAGGUUGGAAAGAGGAUGGGGGCGUAGGACCCAUUCAAUAACCCUUGUGGUCAUGUGCAACACUCUGCUUUACAGAAACAGAACUGGACCAACUACCGGGGGGGGUUCAUAAGAACCAGGAACUGGUUGUUAUAUGGUUGUUAUUAUAUGGUUGUAAUGACGUCAUUUCAACCAGCUUUGCCCACUGGGUGAUUGUUGUUAAACCUAGUUUGAAGUGUGUGUGUGUGUGUGUGUGUGUGUGUGUGUGUGUGUGUGUGUGUGGCAUAGCCUGGUGUAGUGAAGUCACCUUUGCGGGUAGAUUUUGGCACAAGACAUCAUUGCAACCAGUAUUCUGCUGCGAAAUGAAGCCUAACUGUCACUCCUGAACCACAGAAGAUGAGCUUUUCUAGUUCAGUGGUACUAACAAUUGACUGCAGAGUGCUAGUGGGGGAAUAGUAUUGAAUCCAGGCAUGUGUGCUCUUGCUUGUGUGUGAGUGGGGUUGUUAGGAACGUGUGAGAGACAUUGUUCCUUUCCUAAAACAUAACAGAGAAGUUUGAUCCAGGCUUUGAGAUUGGGGCCAACCUCUAGUCGACUUGAUAUUAAUGUUUCAUGUAAUCUUAGAAGGACAUGCCUUAGAAAAAGUGUUUUAUCACUCGAGACUGGCUUGCCUGGCUACCCAGAUUCCUUGCUCUUGCCAAACGCUAAGCCACGCUCACAGACGUUAGUUUCUUCUCCGCAGUGAGUCUGGAUCUGAGUAUCUCCCAGACCCUUCACCGAAUGCCAACACAUUUGAGGACAUCUGAUUGGUCCAGGAACCGAUGGGUUGGGCCAGAGCUAGAACAAACAUGGGUUUAGCGGCGGUUUGAAAAUGUGUCAUUGGCAUUGAUACUCUGAUUGGUUAGAGACGAUCCAAUCGAUGUUGACUUUGUUUUGUACAAAGCCCCUCGUGUCCCUCGUCACCACAAAAUCUUAAAUGAUGGCAGACCGAGACACUCAAAAUGUGAUCUGUAGACCGGACUCGAGUAGCCUAACAACUUCUUCUUCUGAAGAAUUUAGUGUGAGUUAGGCUACUCGAGUCCGGUACCCAGACCACAUAUUGAGUGUCUCGGGCUCGUCUCGGAUACAUUUUUACUCUGUCUUGACUGUUUCGGCUCAGUCUCGGACAAUGAGGACUCGUAAACAAAAUCUGAAUUAUCAGCCCCCGUUCAGUCAAUGCUUCACCAUGCCAAAUAUCCACACUCCUGUCCGAAAACAGGUUUUUAGAAAUGUUUGCUAAUGUAUUACAAUUACAGAAAUACUGUACAUUUUUAGCUCUUUUUUAUGGCGGCGAUCUGACACAAUUUCAAUCAUGGUCUUGAAUUAGACUCGCAUUGUUCUAGUCUCGGUCUUGACUCGAACUCGCCCCCCUCCCGGUCUCGGUCUUGACUCGGUCUCACAACACUUCUUAGCUAAGAAACCAUUUUAUCCACCUCUAGGUUUAAGUUCCAAAACAUUGAAAAAAUGCCAUUAUUUAAUUGGACUUCUACUAUCUACAUUUGGGUUGUUGACUAAUUAGUUGGAGAUAGUGUCACAGUUUAUAAAGUCACAAUAUAAGUCAUUAAUAUAUGUAUGAAAGAAUAGCAUAUUCUAAACUCGGAGUCCUAGGCCUAGUAUUAGUCAAAUCACAUAGCCUCUACAUCUGUCUGAUGUUAAAGCUUUCUAUCCCUAUAUACACACCCCGGUCCCUCUCCCAUCUAUGCCUGUGGUACCACCUGUUUCCCACUCAAAACGGGAUCCCUAAACACUGCUGCUCGUUAUUCAAAUAGUCCAGAGAUUUAUUAAGAGCUGAAAAAGAGGUAGGGAGAAAAAACAAUGUAAGUGCUGCUUGUCGUAUGACUUGAAUCCUCCGCGAGUUUCUAGUAGCGCUUAUACUAAUGAAACAUGACAACUCUUCUCUGACCAUAUUGAAUGUGAAAAGAACUCUGAAGUGGCUCUCCUCACAAAAGUCAAUGAGGGUAACUUUGGAUCAUAUCUUCUUAAUGUGCUGACAAAUCAAAUGGCUUUGUAUGAUGAUAUCAAACUAGCUUGUGUUUUCUAAAGCUCUAAAACAAAUGACGUAGACAAGCAACAGUUUUUGGUAUACAUUUCUAUGAAAGAGUUUGGCUUUAUUUGAAGGCAUUGUAAAAGUAGGACUUGCUUUGCUGUUCCUGCUCCUUUGGAAUUUCAAGGUUUCUGAAAGUUCAACACUGAGGUUGUUUAUGUACAGCUUUUUGAAUGUGUGAUGUGCAUCGAAUUGAAUCCAAUAAGAGGACAACAACAGAGAGGGAAAAAACAGAGAGACCAAACCACACAAUGAGCACAGCCCAUUUUUGUACAUGUAUAUAUUUUUUUAAAUCCACAAUUCCUCUCAGGAUGAAAAACUGUUCUCAGGGAAUUAACCAAAAAAUGUAUAUUUUAUUAUUUUGGGAAUCAUCCACCGACUGCUCGAUGAACUCUGAACAGUAAAGUUUAACGGUUCUGUACCUCUUCAUGUCCUGAUAUUAGUAACUAACUACCUCUCGAGUUACACAGAGUUGUGCAUUUUCUUCUUCUUCUUAUGUUUUGUCUUGUAUGAUUAACUGUAGGACUUUUUUUGUUUACAGCAAAAGCCUACCUCAUUUCCUCCAGUUUUUUCCCUCCCCCAGCCCCGCCCCCAUAUGCUUUUCCAGCAUAUGUAGGCCUACACACUUAGCUUGCAGACAACAACCAGUGAGUUUAAGUGUUUGUACAUAUUUUUUCUCCUAACCUAAUUUCUCAUUGUAACCACUUGACAGGCAUGAGGUGGACACAAAUUGGAUUGUACUGUAAAUGCACAAGAAGAUAGUGCCUAUCUAUGUUUUGUCUGUGUAUUCCCAUCGUAUUCCCAAAUAACAAUUUUUCUCUCUUUGGCCUACUCAGUAAGUGACCUAAAUAUCAGCCAUUUUGACAACCUCCGAAAAUGACAAGUUGUGUUGUCUCGAGACAAUUGGUUCUUGUUUUUGUGAACUACAAUACGUAUUAUGAGUGGCAUUAAUCAUUCUUAAGAAAUGGGUAGAUUUAAGUACUAAUAGUGACCUUGCAUAUGUUGAGAUCCUUAAAAAAAGGGUUUAUGAAUAUUACUCUUUUUUGACUGAAACUCUUGAGGUUAAAAAGACAGGAUUAUUUA